UUGCGAUAAUCUCGCAUUUCUCCACAGUCAGCAUCGCAGACAUUGACUGCGAUUAAAUUUUGCCUUUUUCUCAGAUUUCUUCCUCCGAAAACUUCUACACGAACAGCUCGUGCAGCGCGACCGUCUUGAAUGGACCCCGAAAUUCCGCGAUUAAAUGCUGUAGCGAAGGAAAAGGCGCGACGCCAGAACAGGGAUGGAAUCAAGGACACACGUUACUGAAAAAGUCGGCACGAUUAGUCGGUGCACUCGUGCACGUCUCCGCGACUACCUCAGAAGAGCUUGCUAAGCAAUCGUAAUGGUUUCUGUGACAGUGACGGUGUCACAAUGGCAUGCUUGUGUCCUGUAGCGGUGCUGUCGAUGCUCUUCCUGGCGCACGGUCUGUCCAUGGUGCCUUUCUGCUACGUGGUGUCCACCCAUUUCAAGGACAGCUCCUUCGGCUUCUCCAUCAUGGUCAUCUUCAUCUUUUUCACCGGGCUGGUGGGCGCCCUGGAGGCGGUCAUCGUCCACUUCACGCUGACCGUGGCCGAGGCGCGGCUGCUGUCGCUGGUGCCGCGGGCGCUGGACAUCCUGUUCCGCGGCGUGCCCACGUUCACGCUCACGCGCGGAAUCGCGCAGCUGCUGCGAUUGCGGCGCGAGAACGACAUCUGCGAGGCCGGCGAGGAGCAGCUCGCCAUCGCCUGUCGGACCGUCGACCUCAGCCACACCGUCUCGCUCAAGCACUGCUGCAACGCGCUGCCAACGCGCAACGCCAGCAGCGCGAACAUCGUCGACGGUGGCCGCCGCACGAUGAUCCAGCCGUACGACCUGUCGUGCGCCGUGAUGAUCGAGGUGUACGUGAUGCUGGUCGAGGCUGUCGUGCUCCUCGCCUUCGUCGCCUUCAUGGACGCCGCGCCGUACCACAGGCUGCGCAGGAAGGUGCUCGCGCGGUUUCGUAGGCGCGAAGACCCCGCUUUGUCGCCGAACCACGACGAAGGCCCACGCCUGGCCACGUCGCCGCUCGACUCCGACGUCGCCCACGAGUCCGCGGUGGUCGAGAAGCUCGCGUCGGAGCCCAAGUCGCCCGAGUACGCCCUCGUAGUGCGCAAGCUCACCAAGUCGUUCGGGCCGUGCCGUGGCGUCAACAACGUCAGUUUUGCGCUCAAGCGCGGCCAGUGCCUGGGCAUCAUCGGCGUGACCGGGUCUGGCAAGACGAAGCUGAUGCAGCUGUUGACCGCCACGUCCGAGUGCUCGUCGGGCGACGUCUACAUCGGCUCGUGGUCGCUGCUGCGCACGCCCAGGGAGUACGCCUCCAACAUCGGCUACUGCCCCGAAGCGCUCGGCCUGCCCGAACACCUCACCGGCCGUGAGGUCAUCGAGCUCAUCUGCGUCCUGCGCGGCUUCCGGCUGGACGACACGGCGGCGAUGGCCAAUAACCUCCUGCGCGUCAUGGAGCUCCCCAAGGUGGCCAACGUGAUCGUGAAGCAUUACACUCCCGGCGACAAGCGGAAGCUCUGCAUCGCGAUCGCCCUGGCGGGACUGCCGAGCGUCAUCCUUCUCGACGAGCCGAGCACGGGUGUCGACGUCGCAGCCCAGGCGCAGAUCCGGCGCAGCCUGAGCAUCAUCCGCGAGUCGACCGACUGCGCCAUCCUGCUCACCUCCAACAGCAUGCAGCAGUGUGAGGUUCUGUGCGACCGCAUCGGGAUCCUGCUCGCGGGCCAGCUGGAGUGCAUCGGCACGGUGGACGAGCUGAAGAGCAAGUUCGGCCGGGGCUACACGAUCAUCAUCCGGCUGCGGCAGGAGAGCGCCGACGACUCCGACUACCACGAGGACCUCACCAACGACAUGAAGGGACAGUUCCACGGCUGCCAUCUGGAACACUGCUGCCAGCCUGCGAGGAGCCUGAAUCCUGUACAGUUGACCUUGGAGCAAAAGACUGUUCUUAGUGCUGUCUUGGCUGGCCGCAGUGUGUUCUUCACUGGUGGGGCAGGCACGGGAAAGUCGUAUCUUUUGAGGCACAUCCUGUCAUCACUACCCCCACAAGAUGCAUUUGCCACGGCUACAACUGGCAUCGCAGCUGCUCAGAUUGGUGGCACUACGCUGCAUUCGUUUGCUGGUGUUGGAACAGGCACGGCCACGGUGGAAGUGAUGAUGCAACGAGCAAUGCGACCACCGUGGGUGAACCAGUGGCGCCGUUGCAAGGUGCUGGUGGUUGACGAGGUGUCCAUGUUGGACGGACGCUUCUUCCACAAGCUCGAGCGGGUGGCCAGGCUGGUGCGGCGCAGCGACCGUCCCUUUGGUGGCAUCCAGCUGGUCCUCUGUGGCGACUUCCUGCAGCUCCCACCAGUCUCUCGGAAGGAGGAGCCGGCACCGGUCUUUUGUUUUCAGACAUCCGCUUGGCGCCAAUGCAUCCACAUCACUCUGGAGCUGAAGCAGGUGCACAGGCAGAAUGAUCCCAGGUUUAUCUCCUUGCUGCAGCAAGUGAGGGUAGGCUCCUGCCCUGACUGGGUUGAGGAAGUGCUCAAGAAGACAGCCAGCCGCUCUCUUGAAACAGGUGACAUAGUGGCUACUCGGCUGAGCACGCACACAGAUGAUGUGGACUUCAUGAAUCAAAGGUGCUUUGACCAGCUGCCGAGCUCGCCACGCAUAUUCAAAGCCAUUGACUCUGAAGGCUCAUCAGCAGACUUGCUUGAAGCCUGUGCACCUUCCACUCUAAGCCUCAAAGUGGGCACACAGGUCAUGCUGACCAAGAACACUCAAGUGAGAGCUGGCCUUGCAAAUGGCUCACGUGGGGUCGUCGUGGGAUUUGACUCGGCGUCCGGAGACCCCAUUGUCCAGUUUGUGAACUCGUGCAAGCAAACCAUCACUAAAGAGCGCUGGGCCAUCCGGACAGGCCCCGAGGGUAGGUGCCAUGUGCGACGGCAGCUCCCACUGCGCCAUGCUUGGGCCAUGUCCAUUCAUAAGUCUCAGGGCCUGACGCUUGACUUUGCUGAGUUGACAUUGGGUCGUGUCUUUGAAGCAGGUCAAGCUUAUGUUGCUCUCUCAAGGGUGGCCACACUGGAAGGGUUGAGGGUUCUAGACUUCAGGAAGGAUUGUGUCCGGGCUGACCCUCGCGUGCUUUCCUUCUACCGAGACCUUGGUGCGUGUUGAUGUUUUUAAAAAGCUUACGGGUUAAAAGUGAUGUGGGCUAGAUAUUGGAAAUAAGUGUUAUUGAUUCCUGUGCUACGAAAUUUGUUGUCUUCACUGGAGGACUUUGUGAUGAAAGUAGGAAAUACAUAAUAGUUUUCAUUAUACAGUGAAACCUCGCUAAAGCGUAGUUGGCCGGAGUUCGGAAAAAGUGUGUACUAAACGGUGGUACUGUUUAACUGAAAUAGCAUGAGAUCGCCCACCUACCUGUCAAAAACGGAACUCCGGGAGAGUGCGACGAAAGGGCAAAAACGUGCAGUAUUUAUUCACUUUGUGCAAAAAAAGUAUUUUCGUUUGAUGCCGCGGCGGCCUAACAGCGACGACAGUGACCUCAAACUUACUGAAGCUGUGAGCCAGCUUUUCAGCCAGAACCCUCUCCUUGGCAAACACUCGCAUGGCAGAUUCCUCGUUGGCAUUGCAUAUUAUCCGUGCAAGGGUGUGGUAGCGCUACAGAAGUCGCGGGGUGCUGUUCUCGUUGCGACGAUUGCAUUCAUGAGGCUUACGUAACGCGCAGCUUCUGCCACUGUCGGGCCUGAAUUGCCCAUGCUGUCACUUUCUGUGUCGUCCUCAUCACUGUUGUUAGGCAACACUUCGGCAGCAACAGAGGCAACGAUGGCGAACGCUCAAACCUUGUAGCAGACAUUUUUUUGCGGUCGCAGCAGCAGUAACGCUGAGCUUAGUGUCACGUCGCGUGCCAGCGCCGACUUCUUCGUGUCACGUUCGGUAGCAUGAACAAUGUCGAAUUUUUCUUCUGUGCUCAGCACCCGGCGUUUUUUGCUUCGGCAGCACGUGAGUCGUAGCUUGCACAAUGCCACAAAGCUCUCUGGCAUGGUGUCGAAAUGAUGUUGAUGUGGCUUCAUGUGCAAACGCACAGGGCACAUUGAGAACAGGGCGCUUGGAGGCCGUUCUGAUCUCUAAGGCUUGUUGUUCUGCCAGGCCGCCCAAUAGGGACGACGCUUAGAGCCAGUAUAGUAACUCUAUGGGACGACGCACCACCGUGAUUGCGCGACGAAAAGUGGAAACACUACAUGUUAACCGAUACGUACACAAUAAGCUGGCAUGGUUUAUGCUGAUAGAAAACGCGUUAUGUUCAAUGGCUGCCAAGCCAUGGAUUUGACUUUACUACUUUUAAAACGAAACUACUGUUUAAGUGGGUACAGUUUAACGAGGCUUUACUGUAGUGUAUUGUACAUGUUAUGCACAUGUGCCAGACAUGCUAUAUCUUAGUCAUUGCCCAUUUGUUGGCCUUCUGUGUCUCACCAUUCUUCAUCAUCAGUCAUCAUAAAGAAUUGAUCCGAAUCCUAGCUAAACAUGCAGUCUGCAGCUAAAGGGAGCAGCAACUGUAAGUCAUAUUUCUUGCAGCCGUUCACACUGGUAAACAUAGGAAGGUUCCACAUUUGGCUAGGCCAUCUCAUUUUUUGUAUAACUCGCUUCAGUCUAAAAAAGCAACAAUGUAUUUAGCUUGCUGUAGUAGUAGUCCAUUUCAUUUCUACUGUGCUUGUGUCACUGUACCAGAUCUUAUCUAACUUGUGUUCUUUGUUCAUGCGUUUACAUUAUUUAUUAUUAUUUAUGAACAAAUAAGAACAAAUUGUGAAUUUGCCUUGCUCCAGCAUCUUUCCAUUUCACUCAGAAUGAAAUUACUAUUUUUGAUCUCUGAAUGUUGCAUAGAUAGGUGAGGGUAGAUAUUGUCCUGACCUGCAGCUUCGAAACAGCCAAGCCUGCAUGGUGUUUGCAUGCAAGUUGUAAGAGACAUCCUCAUGACCAGACUGUGUGAUGUUGCAGAUUAAACCAGUUUGGCCGCAGCCAAAAAUGCCGGAGUCGUCACAAUGGUUAGAUUGUAAAAGUACAUUUGGCUGUUCUCUUACUAAAUUAUUUGCUUUUAAUUUUGAAAAGCUGUUCCAAAGCAGCUGUUGAUGAAACAGUUAUGACCCACGUGUGUUCCCUUUUUGACUCAGUUGUGUUCAUAUUUGUGUGUAAACUGAAAGCCUUCCAGUUGGCAUAAGGUUGCUUUAAUCUGCAUGACAUAAUCUAGAAAAGUGGACAUGAAAAGUAUACUAAAAGUAUACUCUGCAUUCGGGAGACAUGAUCAUGAGCUCUGUGGUUUUUGUUGUUGUUAUUGUAGUGUAAAAAAUGGGUGUUAAUUUUUGUCAUGAGAAUUGUACAUUUAUUAAACUCUUUUAUAACUUUUUAUGUGAUGUGAGCUCUCUGUGAUGGUGAACAAUAUGAAAAAAUGGCUGUGCAAAUGUGGCCAUGCAUGUGACCUUGUAUUGUUGGGUAUUUAUAGCAGAAAAAAGUGCAUCGGGUGGGUGCAUCGUGCAGCCAUGCCCAUUUCAGUUUUCCAAUGAUCUGUUUUUAAAAAAUUAAUUUUGUACUGUCAUGAUGACGACGAGUUCCUUAACUUAUGCCGUUUUUGUGAUUUUAGCUGAAGGGUGCUGACUAAGGUUUCCCUAUUGUGUGAUUUUAGGCAGCUAGUUUCAUUCUGAGCGGAUUGUUUCGAAAUAAAAAUGUGCUACAGUGUAA
Messenger RNA from Dermacentor andersoni, 5682 nucleotides. Lineage: Eukaryota; Metazoa; Arthropoda; Arachnida; Ixodida; Ixodidae. The record is from RefSeq and is a predicted model, not a curated record.